AUGGCUUUUUCCCAUUUACAGUCUCUCACUCAGUUUCCAUUUUCCACUCUCAGCUCUUUCCCGUUGAAAUGGUGAUUACCACCAUAUUAUCCUGAUCAUUUUUCUAUUAUUAUAUAAUAAUUAUUCUUCCCGUUUGGAUUUUGAUAUUGUUCCUCAGUUAAAAAGGUUCGUGGAAAAUUUGUACCAACUUUUUUGUUUUUAGGUCACAUUCCUUCCAAAAUUGCUCGUUUCAGCUUGCCAUCGAUUCCACUGCACUUCCAAAAUAAUUGGUUGUGCAGUCCUUGUUUUCCGACCACAUCUUUAAGAUUCUGUCGGCUUUUGAGUUCGGUAAUGGCCAGUGAUUCUUUUGUAAUCUCCAAUGGAGACAGUGAUGGCAGUGUCCAUCCACUACGGAACAUGCAGAGGACUUACCAAGUAGUAGUGGCUGCCACUCAAGAUAUGGGCAUUGGUAAGGGUGGAAAAUUACCCUGGAGAUUACCAACUGAUCUCAAAUUUUUUAAGGAGAUUACUGUGAAAACAUCUGAUCCUGGGAAGAAGAAUGCCAUUGUAAUGGGAAGGAAAACAUGGGAGAGUAUCCCUCUUGAGUUCAGGCCUCUUUCUGGUCGCCUUAAUGUUGUUCUGACUCGCUCGGGCAGCUUUGAUAUUGCAACGGCAGAGAAUGUUGUUAUAUGUGGAAGUAUAUCUUCUGCAUUGGAGCUGCUAGCUGCUUCUCCUUAUUCUCAGUCAAUUGAGAAAGUAUUUAUUAUAGGAGGUGGUCAGAUAUUUAGAGAAACUCUCUAUGCACCUGGAUGUGAAGCUAUUCACAUAACAGAAAUUCAGUCAAGCAUUGAGUGUGACACUUUUAUGUCUCCAGUUGAUUCAACUAUAUUUCGGCCAUGGUACUCAUCCUUCCCUAAAGUGGAAAACAACAUCCGCUACUCUUUCACAACAUAUGUGCGUGUUAGGAGUUCUGCAACAGAGUCCCUGAGUCAGAAUACUGAUCCACCUUUUGAUAAUAAUUCAGAUUCCUUAAAAUUUGAGGUCAAGAAUUUUUCUUUUCUUCCUAAAAUGAUUUUUGAGAGACAUGAGGAGUAUAUGUAUCUUAGGCUAGUUCAAGACAUCAUUUCUGAAGGUUCAACUAGGGAUGAUAGGACAGGGACUGGUACCUUGUCAAAAUUUGGUUGCCAGACAAGGUUCAAUCUGCGCAGAAGCUUUCCUCUUCUAACAACUAAGAAAGUAUUUUGGCGAGGGGUUGUUGAAGAACUUCUUUGGUUCAUCAGUGGCUCAACAAGUGCCAAGGCGCUGCAGGAAAAAGGCAUUCAUAUAUGGGAUGGCAAUGCAUCCAGAGAAUACCUUGACAGAAUUGGUUUGACAGAGAGGGAGGAGGGUGACUUGGGACCAGUGUAUGGAUUUCAGUGGAGGCAUUUUGGUGCCAAAUAUGUCAACAUGCAUACUGACUACUCCGGCCAAGGAUUUGAUCAGCUUUUGGAUGUUAUUAACAAGAUAAAGCAUAAUCCUGAUGAUCGGCGAAUCAUUCUCUCUGCAUGGAAUCCAGCUGAUCUUAAAUUGAUGGCACUUCCACCCUGCCACAUGUUUGCACAGUUCUAUGUAGCAAAUGGGGAAUUAUCUUGUCAAAUGUAUCAACGAUCUGCUGACAUGGGCCUUGGCGUGCCAUUUAAUAUUGCAUCCUAUGCCCUCUUGACAUGCAUGAUUGCUCAUGUUUGUGAUCUUGUUUCGGGUGAUUUUAUCCAUGUUAUUGGGGAUGCACAUGUUUACUGCAAUCAUGUGAGGCCUUUGCAGGAGCAGCUCCAUAACCUCCCAAGACCUUUUCCAUCUCUUAGGAUAAAUGCAAAGAAGAAGGAUAUAGAUUCUUUUGUGGCUGCUGAUUUUGAGCUCAUAGGCUAUGAUCCUCACCAGAAGAUUGAUAUGAAGAUGGCUGUCUAAAAUCUGGGAGUCCUCACUCUCUUCUUCAGGCUGUUUCUGCUUUUUGAAAUGAGUAGAACCAUAUGAUGAGCAUGGAUGCUGAGGUGCUGUGCAAGGUAGUUUGGUGCUUACUCGUGGCGUUUUUAUUCGCUGAUCUUCAAUGCUGAAGCGUGUACAAUUGAAGAACAUUCAGUUGGACAUACUUCAAUCGUUGCAUAUAUUGCUGGUGGGAAUGCUUGAAGCCCACAUGCUAUGACAUUCUUCACGUUCUGCUGUACUAUUGUGGGAUCAGAAAAUUGGAAGUUUAAGAUAAGCGGUCUCUUUAUUUGAUUUAUCAUUUGAUCUUUUCCGUAUUUACCAGUAUUUUUUAUGCGCCUGUAUGUACUGGUAUCAUUGAAUGAACUUUUCGUUUCGUUGUUCGGAUUUG
This is a messenger RNA of Abrus precatorius (Indian licorice), 2329 nucleotides long. Its product is annotated as bifunctional dihydrofolate reductase-thymidylate synthase. Gene Ontology annotation, molecular function: dihydrofolate reductase activity; thymidylate synthase activity. The record is from RefSeq and is a predicted model, not a curated record. The transcript is spliced from 12 exons. NCBI's taxonomy places the organism in Eukaryota, Viridiplantae, Streptophyta, Magnoliopsida, Fabales, Fabaceae. Gene Ontology annotation, cellular component: mitochondrion; cytosol. Bases 331 to 1923 code for a protein of 530 amino acids. Gene Ontology annotation, biological process: dTMP biosynthetic process; tetrahydrofolate biosynthetic process; one-carbon metabolic process.